Messenger RNA from Spirometra erinaceieuropaei, 10416 nucleotides. Lineage: Eukaryota; Metazoa; Platyhelminthes; Cestoda; Diphyllobothriidea; Diphyllobothriidae. The record is from the annotation of a GenBank genome assembly.
AUGGCGCUCCCACGAGCAGAAGUGUUCGAAGACGAAUUUCCCCUGAUCCGAAGCUGUCCAGCCUUGAACGAAAUCCGCCUUGCGCAGGAAAUUAAGGACUUGACGAUAGAGGUAGCCUCCCUUACCGCGAAUAUUCAUGUUUGCUUGCGUGUUAGGUCAUGGACGGGGCAGAGCUUCACGCCAAUCGUAUUAUAUUGGCGGCUCGCAUUCCGUCCUUGCGAGCCACUCUCAGUGGCCCCCUCGGGGAGGCGAAUUCCGUUCUACGAUGGCCGACCAUGCCAUUGAGGUAAUUUUGUCGUCGAUUUGGUGAUUUUGCUUACUGCUUCUGCGCCUUCUAGCCUCGCAGCUACGUUCUUGCAGUACGUCUACACGGGCCGAGUGGAGAUGAGAGAAGACAAUGCGAGAGGCCUGGUGAUGCUUGCAAGAAUGCUCGAGUUGCCUCACCUGGUGGACUGGGGAGUGGCGUUCAUGGCCAGAGGGUGCGCGCAUUUCCUGUCUAACUGUCUGUUCUGCAGGCUCACUUUAGAAAACCUGUCUGCCGUCUGGGACUGUGCGAGGUCGCUGAACGUUGAAGCACUGGCGCAAAAGUGCAUCGGACUGAUGAGAGCGCAGUUUGAAGACUUGGUGCCAACCGACCUCUUUGUUCGUCUUCCUGCCGAAACUCUGCUCACCGUGCUUCAAAGUGAUGAUUUGCCUGUGUCGUCUGAAGAGCAGGUUAUCGCGGCCAUCUCACGGUGGGUGGAUGCAGGUGCGUGCCUGGCGGAUGAUGACAAAAGGCUUCAAGUUUACGCUCCAGCAAUGCUAAAGGAAGUGCAGUGGCACCAGACGGCCGUAAAAUGUCGCAAUCGUCUGCUGGAGAGUCAUCCGACAUUUGGCAAGAGUAAUGAAUGUCUGUAAGUACAUGACAUUGCAGCCCUGUUAUUUUUUCCUCUGAAAGUCGGCUUCUGUUUCAGAUCUCGAAUUGGGUUGGCGCCGCAGACAAGGAGGAGCGGCCCUGUCCCUUCAACAUUAGGCCUCGUGUUCGUCAGACCUUCGUUGCAGCAGACAGAGAUCCGACGAUCUUCCUCUUUGGGAAGGACAGUCAGCGAAGGUGGUCUGUCCUGCGUUGGAAUCCGCAUCUGCAGCAGGCAGAACGCGUUGCUGACAUGGAAGCUGGCCGGGGGGACGCCUCCUACAGUGCGGUGGGUGGUGAGUUGCCGGACAGUUGUUUGACUGAAGUCUCCUGCCUCUGGGUGCAGGCCUGUCAGCACAUUUUGCGCCACGGGGUGCAUUUAGUGCUCGUUGCUUUUUGCUUCUUAAAGAAUGCAAGCCCUUUUUAAGCUGGCUACUUUAUGCAUUCCUCUCUUUUUUUCCGCCACCACCACCAAACAAAAGAGAGCAUUUUCGUUGUUGGAGGAGGGCGGCGUGUUGAUGAGUUUCUGGUGAGAGAAGGGCGCUGGCGCGAGCGGGCGCCCCUCGCCGUUGGACGCCGGGGGCACGCAGCCGCCGUCGUGAAGGUUCCCACCGCUGCCGCCGACGGAGAGGAGACGCUGAUUGGCGUUUUCGGUGGAGCCUUGGAUGGGAUUAUCGUGGUGCCUAUUUCCUCCUGUGAGGUCUAUGACGUCAGGCAGGACAGGUGAGUGUAGACACGCAUUUAUUAAUUUUUCUUCGCCAAAAAGAAAGAUUUCUCUCCUCUUCUCCUCACUCGCCUGUUUGACCGAACAGAUGGCACAAACUACCCAAUCUGCCGGAGGCGAGGUACUGCCCGGCUGCUGCCUGUCUGCCCGGCGACAGUCGGGUCUUCCUUUUUGGCGACUACCGGCUUGCCUCUGUGGUCUUCUGCCAUCUGCGAGCAGACUGGCGUCGGCGGCAGGAGACGACCUCAACGGACUUUUGGCAGUCGGCUGCCCCCAUGAGAACUGCGCGAUACGGGCACGCAGCGACGGCCUUUCGGGGAGCAAUUCUGGUCGCCGGUGGAGAGGAUGGAGUAGGCCGACCUCUCAACACUGUGGAGAUGUUUACGCCGCCAGACGCCAGCAGCCCCCUCGGCCAGUGGACAGAACUGGCCCACAUGCAGAGGCGUCGCAGCUGGUUCACUCUUCUCACCUCCACCAACACCGUCUUCGCUCUCGGCAACGGUAAUGCAACACACCAUUAAAUGCAUUCCUUCUCCUUUUUUCUUUUGAAUGCGCACUCUGCACCAGCACUGUGUGUUUGUGUGUGCCUUGAGGCUGAAUGGAGCGACCUCACUUGCGGUGCUAUUAUUACGGUGGCCGGGUAAUUUACCUUUAAAUGGAGUUUUUUUCUGUCUAGUAAACAUUUUUGAAUGCAUGAAAAUUCAUCAUGUCUGUCCACAGUGUUUUUUAAAAUCUCGGCUAUAAAAUGACUCUACUGUAAGCCAGUAAAAUAGGUUGCCUUUGUCAGGAAUUAUAAGAAAGAAGCCAUAGAAUAUCAAACAACUUAAGCAACGCUGGCAAAAACUUAUUCGUCUUCCUUAGGUAGAGGACUGAAGACGGGGAAAUAAUUUUUACACAAUUCACAAUUAAAAGCAUUCUUUCUCUCUUUAAUGCCAUGCAUUGGCUCAGCAUGCGACACCCACGUUACUCUGACAUGUGUUUUUCCCUGAAUGGCCACUCUGCAGCACUUCUGUGAAUACCGCCUACGCCUCUUUGUUUCCCUCUUUCUCUGUCUUAGAAUUUUCUUUUUCGUAACCGACCUUCAUUAAAAUAUUUUUUAAUUUGUAGGCCUUCUACGCAGCAACACGGUAGAGGCCUUCGCUGCCCCGGGAGGUUCAGCCGACCCCGACAACGACUUGACCGCUUGGGUCUGGUCGUCCAAGAACCCAGUGGAAUCGCUUAGUUGGAUUCACGGAGCAGCAAGCAUUCACAUGUAAACAUCAGCCACUUUCCUGAUAAUUUUUAAAAGAAAUAAACGACUUGCAAGUAAAUCCGCGUUGCAGUUCUUACUUUAAAAGAUGUGCGGUGCUCACACGAGGGUCGACCAUUUUAGUACGAGAUUUGUUUUCCCGGUGAAUGAAAUGACUUCUUACGACACUGUGGACUGCGCGGGGUAGUUGCUAUUCGGCAGGCAUUUAUUCAUCCGUCGAUGUAAUGCGCGGCUUUGGUGAAGUCACAAAUCCAUCGGUGCGGGGUUUAGUACAAACGCCAAGUUAUAGGAAAUACUCGUACUUUCCGAAUUAGAAGCAUGUAGGGAAGCCGAUUUUCUUGGACACAGAGAUCUUCACCAAGUGGUUUCAAGUAUGAAAACUGGAUUGCCAGUACGAGGAAAAUGUUCGUCAAAGGUGUCGGAUAUUUGCAGCACCCGAAAACUCAGACAGGAGCAGUUUGAGGCUGGGGAUAGAGAUGAGUACGUAGUUUGUAUUUGCUAAGUGAUCGCAUUGGCCGUAAAAGCGUCAUCAAUUCCUAAGCAUGCUCGAACUCACCCGGAAUUGCCUACCAAAGCCCGACAGUAAACGACACACAGACCUACGUAAAAAGGGGCGCAAGUGAGUUAGUUGCUGGUGAUUUGUACUUUUAAAGCAAGUCGUCGUGGGUGUUACAGAUUUGAUAUUUCACCAGAAAAAUGUCCCCGCAAGUGUAACUGGACAAGGGAAGACUUGUAGCUUCCAACUCUCACGAUCGUCAACACAACCGUUUGCCCUCAUCGUUUUCGGUACGCACGCCACGAGUGACUCCGCCUUCGGCUUGCGACACCGUGAUGUCCAUCGAUGUUUUCUCUUUACCGAUUAGCCGCAGAUGGACGAAUUUAGGGAGAAUGAGAUUCGACUGAUAUUUGCGCGUUGAUAAUGCUAGCUGUAACUACCUGCGAUGCUGCCUGUACACUUGAUGAGUCAGUGGUCGUCUUCACCCUGAUGUUGCAUGUUUCCAAGAGAGUUUGACGCGGGGCAACCAAAGUCGUCUACCAACGGCCUAUCAUUUACUUUUUGCAUGACUUCAUAAAAAUGUCUGUUGGACACACUUCUCGAUAUUGUGAGAAGGACUAACCUACUUGGUGCACUCGUCCCCCAAGAAGAGAGCGACAUUCAGCUGUUAAUUCGAAAUAGUCUUGCGAACUGGAGUGUAUUUGACGACACAGUAAUCUUUUAAACAUUAUGCCAUUCGUCCGCGCGGUGCUAUCCAACUGAAUGGGAAGAGGGAUUUAGCUCUCUUAGAUAGGAGCGCUAUUUUUGAAACAUAGCGUGACAAUCCGUAAUCACAUUUGUUCUCAGGAGUGGCUGCAAAAAUUCGCAUGGGCUGGCAGGGGGAGGAUGCCGAACCGCACUGCUAAUUUGUGAGACAGUGUUUCACAAUAAUACUGAUAGGCAGAAACCACAACAGAACUGCUAAAUAGGCAAUUUACUAAGCAUGUCACAGCCGAAUUGAACCUUUUUCCUCGUCACUGCAAAAUACGCCAACAUCAACACCAGGUAAUAAUUGACUUGACAGAGCUAGAAAAAAAUGCUGCCACAUGCUUCCUUCAUCUUAUCCGUUAUCGGCUGUUGCCAACUCUGCUGAUUACCUCUACGGGGAAAUUGUUUAGCACAGACUUCAAGGAAUAUCCAGAUUCAAACAAAUGAUAUCAGAGGGUAUUUUGGGAAACAGACGUUCAAAUAUUACCAGGUUAGUCAGUGGGUUGCAGCCCAAGCUAUGAUUAGCCAGAUGGCACUAACUGCGUAUGAAGCUUCACGACCGCAUAUGCCGCCUGAGCAUACCUGACGCACAUGCCUGUGGCGUAGAGGCCCGCACACCUGGCGAGGUAAAAUCGAUCGAUCACUUGCUUAACGCGCCGCGAAACAUCGAUCGCAAUACCUGCGUGAUUAAUGCGAUAAGAUCCGCACCUGGACUGCCUUGAGAGAAUGACGUCAAACUGAGCCGAUUGCGGCGGCGUGCACUCUCGAUGCGCACUCCGAAUCUAAACAAUUUCAUGCAUUCUUGCACACCGUGACUCUUAAUUAAAAAAGCUGGUUAGGAAUCACGUACAAGGCCUAUGCCAGCCAGCUCGGCAAGACAGUGGAACAAGUGGCUAUGUAGUAAACAUUAGGGAGACGAAGUUUAGAUUUGAGUUUAGGGUUAAGCUUGGGUUUACCGAUAAACGUCAAGCUGCGUCUCAGAUUAUGACCGGGUAAUAAUUGCCGAUUCUCAACUUUAGGUCUUGAGCAUAUAGAUGAUUCCGACCUAAUGUUGUGAAAAAUAUGUCUAGAGAAAUAGGAAUCGAUACCUUUGGAGACGACAAACAUACGGGAGCGGACGAGAUGACGCGGUACAUAAUCUUGUAUCAGGCAUGCUGCUUUAAUAAGAAAAAGAUUGCAAUUGGCAGUUAUUGCAGUAAGAGAGAGAUAUUUGUCUCAGGCGUUCCAUAACAAAUCUUGAACUUCGAUUACUGACCUUGGCUGGUUUCACGCAUUUACAAAAUAAGUUAUUAGAUUGUAGAAUGAAACUUAUGACUAAAAGUUGUAAAAAUCCCCAUAAUUAUGUUCAGAAGAGACAGUGGCGAGUGAACGCUCCUUUCGGGAACUUCUCAUCUGGCCAAUGCAGUUACACGACUAAAACACAUCUUCUCCUUCGAGAUGAAGUUAUUUUUUGCAAUUUUUCCAUUUACGGGAAGUUAAGUAUACCUGUUCAUUCUAAGUAUGUUUGCAGAGAUUUAACGUUACGAAAUUAUAUCCGGCAUGAGAAAACGAAUAAAAUUUGUGUUCUCACACAGUUCAUCUAUCUACUUAGCUUGCCAUAGUUCCUUAACGGAAUGCCACUGAGAUUCUGUCGUAAAACUUGCUACUUACUUUGCGUUUCCAGGGAUUAUUAUUGAAUAACUAACUCUUUUGCCCCUCCGUUCUUAUUUGCCAUGGUAAUUUGGUCGUUAUUUGUUCGUGAACAUCAGCGCCGAGUAUAUGAACAUUCCUCAACUUGUACGCCACGUGAAGCCUUCUAUCUUUUUAUCAGUAGGAGUCCAAUUCGAUCCGCAGGUGGUCUGUACUAAGCCUGCAUUCCUAAGUCAUUGUGAUGACACGCGAGCUUAUUUCAUACGCGCAAAUGUUUGUGGAUUUUCGCCCCGAUAUUUCCCUCGUAGACUUUAAAUGUAAUUCUAUCGGUCUAAGUUUUAUAAAUCGGAGAUAUGACUUCACCGUAGAGAGAGGAUAUAAGUUGAGGUAGACCUACCUGAAAGUAGAAAAGAGACGGCGUUUAGAGGCAGUGAAAAUUUUGGAGAAAGGAUGAUAGAAACUUGUUUAAUAGCAGUUAUUGACCUAUACCAGGCAAUCUGCUUCAAAACGACGACAGUCGUAAGAAGAAUUGAUUAGAAACAGAUGCACAUACCAGACUCCGGCCUUUUUUUCCAUAAAAAUGCAAGAAUAACUCAUGAGCACUUUGAGCAGUGCGAUGCAGGAAUAUAUUUUGGUAAAGAAGCAGGCCGUGUCUGUGCCUCUUAAAUGUAUGAUUAAGCUAAUGGAGCGAAAAGAUUAUAGUGCUCAAACAUCUUAAGUUCAGAAUCAUUCAGUCCUAUAUGCUCGGACGAACUACGAACAGAUGCAGAAGACGUGGAUGCUAUUAUAAUUCACGGUCGUCGGAUAGCGCAUCAAUUUGUUAUUAUCCCUGUUCACCAAUGAAACCAACACCCCAAAGGAAUAUUUGUAUUCCUCCAGUGGUCGAGACAUUGUUCUCAUAUCUAAAUAACACUAUUCCGACAAGUUUAAUUUUAAAAAUUAAGUCCUCUUUAGCUAUCAUAUUUAUUUUUUACCGUACUUGCGCAUUUCGUGAUUGUAGCAGCACUUUUUUUCAUGGAAAACGCAUUUUCAUGCAGUAACUGUGAAUCUGGGUUUUUCACAGUAGCAGGCCGAUUUACUUUAAUUUGCAAUUAUGCAAUGCGGUUUUGGAAUAACAUCAAUGCCAAUCAGACGUAGUGAAAAUAAGAAAACGAAAAAGCUACGUAAGUCUUCCAUCGACAACGAACGCAACAAAAUCCAAGAUGUCAAGCCGACCUCGAAAUCAGCUCAAUGUUCAGUCAUGUUUUGUGGUUUCGUUUUCUGUCCUAAAAAAUAUUGAAAACUUUCCCGGAAAAUCCCUUUGUAUAAUUAGAGACAAAGUACUUAUGCAUAGGAAUAAGUGAUAUUCAUAAUUACAUACUAAUUCUGACAUUAAAGCCCUUAUGUGUAAAAAAGCUUAAACACUUAUUUCAGUUUAAAUCGCACGGUGGUAUUUGAAUCUGUUUUCCCGCAUCGAGGUCCACAAUGAUAUUGAGCCGAUCUGAAAACAUGUCAUGACAACAGAGCACAAGUUACCAAGAACGAUGCCAACGACCGCGUGGGUCAACUGGAGACUUCAGUGCUCGAGACUGCUUCUUCACAACGAACUCCUCUCCAGGGUCCAGCAGACGCGUGAUGGUUAGAGGCAAAUACGUCCCCCCAACAUUGACCUUCAGAUGACGGUCACGUCCACAGGCGACGAUGAUGUUUCCUUCAAAGUUUGAUGAUACGAUAACCGACCAUUCGAUUUAUGCAAUAUUCAAUAAUUCAUCGUGGACACAGAGAUAUAUUUAUUUUGUAAUUCACCCCGGAAAUUUUUGUGGAACACUAGCGGAGGAAUCUACGUGGUUUGUACUAAUGAAGACCCGACAAUUGCCGAUCGAGUAUGUAGCAGCUGAACCGGACUAUCCACGCAGAUAGGUCGACUGUUACUCUCUGGAGGCGGCACAGGGGGAAGAUGCGAAACUGAAAGUGAGAUGAAGGUUUAUAGAUUACACAGAUGAACCAUGAGUGCUCUCGCGAUCAUGGAUCUACCAACAGUUGAAGAUUAUCCUGGUGUCCCUGCCUUGAAGUAUUCACUGAGACCGCUUUAUGUGUUUCAAACGCCUUUGUCAAUAGCAUCAAACCCGAUAACUGCAUCCGCGUGAUAUAUUCGCCAAAUGGUGGGGUCUCCCGUUAAUCCACCCUUACUCGCAUUGACAUGGACAUUUUAGAGUACUAAAAAUUCCAGAGGCGGCAGAUAUCAUGUUUUGAAGGAAGGAUGGAAGGAAAAGCCGAGAAUUUCUAGAGGCAAUGCACUUAGAUGAGGCAUGCAUCAACCGGCACAUCGAUCUGGAUGCCACAUCCAGGCAGAUUCAACCUGACUGAACAAAUCCCAAUCAUAGGAUCCUUGGCCAGACUCGGUUUAGAAGAUAUUUGUUUUUGCACGCCCGUUGACUGAAGAGGAGCUGGGGAACCAGUCUCGAAAAUUUACACAUUACAGUAUACUGUUUCCCAAAGAAUUGUAUCUUCCCAAUUAAAUCUCUUUGAAUGCCUGCCUUUCAGUUCGGUAUCUGUGUGGAAUGUCCGAAUUGCCGUAUUUAGAGAUACCAAUAAAUACACACACAUGCGGGAAGACGACUGGAAAAUUUACUCUGUGCAACUGCCAGGAUCAAGUCAUCUGCACGCAAACCGUGGCUUGUAGAUACAGAACUCAAUACCGAAAAGUAAAAUAUAAAAGCGAUAACCAGCUCUUAGCUCCACCAAGAAUGUAACACUCUAAUAAUCAUCACUACACGGUGAGUUAAACCAUAUGAAGGUUAUCCUCUGAUGUAUAACACGCAUUUGGCAGCCAUAUUCCCACCCAUAUCCCUCUUCUUCCUCAUCCCUUGUUUCCCCUCAUCCACUUCCCUUCAUUUCCUCACCGCCAUUUACACCUCCCCCUCCUUCCCACAUUCACUUAAGAUGUCUCACGUUAAGGGAAACAUAGGUGACACAGAUUAUCUAGGGCUACUUACAACAAAACAAAGCCUUGACACAUAAUGUAUCUCAAUUGCUCUCUGGGACUCCUCAGAAGCUAUAAUCAGCGAUAUCAAUAACUAUUCAGUAGAGGGAAGGUGGCUGGAAAAUGUGCCCUAGAUAACUAUUGGCAUCACGUCAUCUGUUCUUAGACGGUGGCUCGUAGAUACGAAGUGUCGAUCGAAAAGGAAACAACGACGAGCCCCGUGCUCCCACUCUCCGAGAUACCAAACAGGCCCCUAGGUUGAGUUCACUUAAUGUAAGGUGAUUCCAAAAUAACAGCACAGGUACUAGCUAAAAGCCCAUAGAUGCCAUGACCGACAACGUAAACACCCUCUCCAUCAAUCUGCCCCCAUUUACGCCGAGAAACCCCAGCGUAUGGAUUCAGCAAAUUGAGGCUGUUUUCUCGAAAAAUCCUAUUACCAAUGAACGCACCCGAUAUUCAUACGUGGUGCAGAGUCUUCCAAUCGAUGUCGCCGUUGAUUUUGAGCGCCUCGUCAACCCGAUUCCUGCGAUGAACCUUACACUCGGUUAAAGAACGCUGUGGUCCAGCGUGUGGCUAAAUUAGAAAAUAGGAUGCUGCGGGACGUGUUUACGCAAGUGGAACUCGGUGACCAAACACCGGGCGGUGGAGUGCACCCAAGAUAGGCUGGCUUAUCUCAUCCACUUCCCUUGAUCUCCGAUCUUUCUUACUCAGUCUUGACGCUGGGCACAGGCGGGGGAAGAGUAGAGAGUGUGGUCGAUGCAGCGCAAGUCUGCUGUCGCAAUAAUCCUGCGAAAGUCACUGCCCCAGCCGCCACAAGCACCUGCUGUGGGGCAUACGGUAGACAUCGUCGUAUGCGACGGUCGAACUGCCCUGGAGGUGUUUGUGUGUGUGUUUUUUUAUGUAUUUACUCUACUAUUUAGUUCCCCCGUCACCACCCCCAAAUGUCCCAGGCUAAUUCGUGUUGUUGUCUCAUAAACACAAAUCAAUGGCCUAAAGAUGUGUUCGGCAGCCGUCUGGGAUAACCGGGCAGCCCUAUUUAGGGGGUGCGCUGCCCGUCCCGCGAGCGGAAAAAGGGGCUAGAAAAGGUACCCUAAAAUCACUGGGAGCCACGCUGUCUGUAGGCUGACCGUGGCCGCAUACCAGAAACACAAUGUCGAAUAAGCCAAAACCGAAUUUUCAUUCAUCUCAUUCACUGCCGCCAGACUGGUACGGUGAGUCCGCUUACUCUGACAGCCUGGUAUGUUCGUUCCCUUUUAGACAAUCCGAGGUGCAACCGACCGGAACGGAGGACGGCGCUAGUGGCACGAAAACUGGCGCGCUACAAGGUGGACAUCGCCGCACUCAGCGAGAGUCGAUUCUCCGAACAAAGCUAACUGGAGGAGGAGGGUGCCGGCUACACCUUCUACUGGAGUGGUCGCCCCAGGCCAGAACGACGCGACGCGGCUGUCGCCUUCGCCAUCCGGAACGACAUCGUGGGACGACUGCUCUGUUUGCCACAGGGCAUUAACGACCGCCUGAUGAGCCCUGUCCUCCUUUCCGGCUAGGCAUAUUCGCCACCAUCGUCAGUACCAACGCUCCGCCGAUGACCAGCCCCGAGGCCGCAAGAGUCAAGUUCUACGAGGGUCUGCACGCCUUCCUGGCGACUGUGUCAAAGGCGGACAAUUUGAUUGCCCUUGGUGACUUCAACGCCCGCGUCGGCACAGAACAUGCUGCCUAG